GAAAAUAAGUUCGCCGUUCCUAGUUUAGAUGUGAUUAUUUUUGGGUACAAUGAACAAACAUGGUGCGAGUUAAACCGAAAAACGAGGGGAUUCGGACGGGUAGUUCAGCGGCGUGUGAUGCCGUAGCCAAGGCGACCGCAGCAGCAGACAACUGACAAUCCGCUGCUCGUCGUCAACAAUAUUCUAGCGUGCAUAUUUCAGUUCGUUUCCACGGUGAUUUGCAGGGUCAGCACCGAGGAAUCCUGGACGACAUUAAGACACCUGUCAGGAAAGCCGGCAGGCUAGCAAUCACAAGUUUAUUCGUCAUUCAUGAAAACAGUGUCUGCAGAAAAACAGAGAGAAUUCCUGGUCAGGAGAUGGAGUACUGUUUUGAUGAAACGUGAGUCACCUGUAGUAGCCUUGGGACAUGGUUGCCUGGAUACAUCCCUUCAGAAGCGAGGAGCCGGAGGUGGUGAUUCGGUGGCUGCGGAGAGAGUGGAGGGUGUAAUCACCAUGACUACGACAGGAGCCCAGUAUGCUCUUGCUACGUCCGCUGGGGCUGGUGGUGGCGGGGACGGUACGAGCGGGGUGGGAGUAGAUUCUAAGUCUGGUGUAGUCGUUGUAACCACCUCAAGCUCCAGUGGCAGUGGGAGCGCGGCUCAGACUCAAUCGACUAGGGGUCAGCAACUCAUCACUGUAGUCACAAGUCCAGAUCCUUCUAGUCCUAACAGCCUCCAAGUGCAACCUAUCCAGUUGUUGGUUCAGGACUCACUUGAAACAGCUGCAGAUUCGUCAAACGGUUCAUCAGGCACUUCAGCCCAUGUUACUGCGCAAGUUGUAGUGAAUACUACGCACUCUGGUCAGCACACUCUCGUUGAUACAGACGCUGCUUCUACUGGAGCUGGGACAAUUGUCAGUGGAUCACCACAUUACAUAACUGUAACAGUGUCUGGAGACGCCGAGGCAGUGGGUUCCGAAUCUGUAUCACACCCAACAUAUGUCCAGUAUGUCGAGGGGGAUACUUCAACAUAUAUACCGACCAAUGGACAGAUGACAUAUCCGGUGUAUGCUGUUGGUGAGGCAGGGGCCAUGUACACUCCUGCUUCCAGCCAAUAUUAUACACCAGCAUCGACACCAGUUACGUAUACGCAGGUUACAGGACAAGGGUCAAAUGCCACGACCGGACAGCUUCUAUCUCAAGGCAAUGGUACAUAUUUGAUACAACAGAGCGUCGUAGAUGGUGAUCCUACAACACAUGCACUUAUAUCUGCCACUGCGGCCCGAGCUAGUCCACAAACAGAGAAUGCUCAGGAAAUUUGCUCUCAGGAGGCAGUGGUUAGCGGGGGUGGAGGGACAUACCUGAUCAGCGGGAAUGCAGGUGGCACAGCAGUGAGCGUGGAAGAGGCUGCUGCUGCUGCGGCCAACAUCACGCAUGCCACUAGAGUCUCCCAGGCCACCGUAAGCCAUAUCGACUCGCCAUUUGUACAAUGGUUAUUGGAAAAUUACGAAACAGCAGAUGGGGUGUCUCUUCCAAGAUCGACACUUUAUAAUCACUACUUACGUCAUUGUUCAGACAACAAAUUGGAUCCUGUGAAUGCAGCAAGUUUUGGAAAAUUAAUUCGCUCUGUAUUUCUGGGACUGCGUACUAGACGUUUGGGUACUCGGGGUAACUCCAAAUACCAUUACUAUGGUAUUCGCGUCAAACCAAGUUCACCAUUGAUAAUGCUGAAUGAAGAUGGAACAUCUCGUCAACAGCAAUCGUCAAAUGCUCAAGCCAAACGAUUCAAAUUUGUUAAUCAAAAGCAAGAAUCCGCAUAUGACGGCAAUACUCACGCCAACACAAACAUUGCUUCCAAUACAUCUCCUCCACAGUAUCAUCAAUAUUUAGGUGAAGCAAGUGGUGCUAUUCCAGAAUUUCCUGAAAUUGACGUCUGUCACGGCUCAACUUUACCUGAUGAUUGUACAUUAGAAGAUAUUGACACAUUCCGCAGUAUAUAUAGAGAACAUUGCGAGGCUUUCUUAGAUGCAGUUUUGACUUUUGAAUUUGCCACAGUUGAGAGUUUGUGGCGAGAGUUUUGGCGCAGUCAAGAUAACAAUAAUGGUGACGAAUGUGAGGAAGAAAAGUACCUGUCCAAGACUAAACUGUAUCAAAUGUGUAAGUGCUCAGCAGUCCAGGAUUUCAUCAGAAGGGUUGAUUAUACAUUUUACCAAAAUCUUGUUGAAGUACUUAUGCCAGAUGUUCUGCGACCCAUUCCCAGUUCUCUUACUCAGUCGAUUAGAAACUUUGCUAAAGGUCUUGAAUCUUGGUUGACUUCGGCUAUGCAUGAUUGUCCUGAAGAGAUGAUGCAGAUCAAGCUUACAGCUGUAUCAGCAUUUGCACAAACCUUGCGACGAUACACAUCGCUCAAUCAUUUAGCUCAAGCUGCCCGUGCUGUACUACAGAAUUCUAGUCAAAUUAAUCAAAUGCUGGCUGAUUUGAAUCGCGUUGACUUUCACAAUGUUCAGGAACAGGCUUCAUGGGUAUGCCAGUGUGAUUACGCAGUUGUACAACGAUUGGAAGCUGAUUUCAAAGUUACACUACAGCAACAAAAUUCAUUGGAGCAAUGGGCAGUAUGGCUGAAAGGCGUUGUUACGCAAGUACUUAAACCCUAUGAAGGAAAGCCAACCUUCGCUAAAGCUGCUCGUCAAUUUUUACUAAAAUGGUCCUUCUAUAGCUCAAUGGUCAUAAGAGAUCUUACACUAAGAAGUGCUGCUAGUUUCGGUUCAUUUCACCUGAUUCGGCUUCUAUAUGAUGAAUACAUGUUCUACUUGAUUGAACACCAAGUAGCAGUUGCUACUGGCACAACACCUAUAGCAGUAAUGGGUGAUAAAAAUCAAAGCUGUUCACUAAUCAAUGCAUUUGCAGCAACAUCGAAUGGAGGUGUCCCUAUUACGUAUGUAGACGUGGACAUGGCAACGCUGCAGGUCAAACAGAUACAUCGAGCACCAUCCAAUCAAAGCGCAUAAAGUUAAGCUAACUGCAUAUCUUUGCCUGUUAAAAUGUGAGUAAUUAGUUCAAAACGAUAUAUUGAGGGGUGAAGCUAAUAUUAACACGGGCAGGCCUAUUAUUCCAUACUAGUCCGAUAGAUUAUUAUUUUAUUUAUUGACGAAUAGUCGUUGCACUAUAAUAAUAUAAUGAAGUAAUUAGUGACUGCAUGCCCACACGAGUCCUGAAAUUUCGUACACUUGCAUAAUAGUGCCUAUUACAACUUUUUAUGCAAUUUAAAAAUCAAUUGAAUAUAUCCAAAAGAGGUGUAAAAACAUUUUAUGAACUUUUUGGUCAGCAGCAGAAAACCACGUUUCAUAAUGUUACUGUUUGGUACUUGGCUUUUUUCCUUCUUAAUUUGUUCUAUGAAUUUGAGUUACACCCAAAUUUUAGGCAUCAUAUUAAAUAAUAUAGUAUAAGCGAGAAAGUACUAAGCUGGUUAAGAACUUCCUGGGAUGUAACAUUUUAUUCUAGCUUCAUUUUUACGAAUGCAGUGCCGAGAUUAGACAUUUAGUUUUUUAUAUAAUGAUUGAAAGUUUAUUACACUGAGCUAUCCGUGAUUAUAAAUCGUUAAAUUGAUAUGCAAUACGUUUCAAUACGGUUUUGUUAGCAAAAUUGUAUGUUUCAAACAUAAUUUUACCAAAUGUUCCAGCAUGUGAUUUAUGUUGUUUUAUUUACACAUGGGGACUCAUUGAAAAUAAAUUCUUGUAUUCUUAAUUAAUGAAGCAAGAAAAUUCAUUAAAAUAAUUAAAAUGAUAAUAUUUUUUUGAAAAAUUCACACAAACAAUACUAGAUAAUUUAUUUUGUAUGAAUUGAUUAAGUAUGCCAGAUUUAUCGAUCGUGUAUCAAAAUACACGUAAUAAUGUUAUAUUUAUGCACAAUACAAGAUAUUUUUUCAAUCCAACUAUCAUAUAAUAUUCGUUAGGUAAUCACUGUUUAAAAGAGAUUUCUUACGUGUGAUUUGUGUGCCAGAUAUAAAUUUAUGAAAAAUAUUUUUUGUUUACAUACCAAUGAUUGUGAAUACCAAUUAUUACGCCAGUGAUUACUAACAAAACAUGAACCAAACAUUUUAGUAUUCGCAUAUAAAUUGAUUGGCUAGUUCAUAAUCUAGCCUAUUUAUCAAAGCUUGGAGAAUGAACGUGCAUUUUAAAUAUACAUGCAUGCAGCAUAUCAUAUUUGAGUGGUUAAACUAUUUUACAGGCCCGUUACAAACUGAAUAGCAGUCAAGUGUCCUCAUCCAAUUUUUCAUUCGUAACCUUUCUUUUUAUUUUUAAUUAUACAUGUGAAACCAUACUCUUAUGAAUUGUAAAUGGAUGUUUAAUUGAAGGCAUUGUAAAUAUUUCAUACAUAGAAUUCAAUUUAGUUGAUUCUAUCUGUGUUUUUGGUACUCUACCCAUUAAUCGACUAACGCCAAAAAAUUUGAAUAGGUGUUCAUUUGUAGUAAGUUCAGUUAUGCAUUAGAUAGUACAGCAGUUUGUUGUCUUUGAAUUAAAGAGGGACGCCUUAAAUUUUUUACUCUUGACCUUUUAAUAGGGUGUCCAGCGACCGUGAAUUUCUGGAAAAGCGGGAAUUGUACGGGAAGUUGAAAUUGCUCUUGAAAAUGCGGGAAACAUACGGGCAUUUUAUAUAGCAACCGGGAAUUUUUUCAUCAAAUGGAACUUCCGUAAAAUUUCGAUCUGGGUCUAAUAAUGAGAGCCCUUACUCAACUCCUUUUAGAUUACAAUCAUAUCUUCGAAAUAUUAUAUAAUAACUCAUCUAGUUAUAUUAUUAAUAAAUAUAAGCCAUGUAAGUCUUUCCUUUUUCGCGUCAAUUUCCUUAACACAUCUCAUAUACCUACAACUGCCAUGGAUACAUGUCUUAAGCAGGGCAUAGGGAUGCUCAACCCUUUCUUUCGGGAUAUCCAACUGAUUUGGAAAUUUUUGUUCAUCGACGAGCAUAUUAUUUACAAUAAGUAUCAUCCGUAUUUAAAGAUUACUAUUUAAAACAGCUAAUAUUCCGUAGUUAUGCAGCUCAAAAUAAUGUUAUGAGUAUCCGGGAAUUUUCAGAAAAUGAGCGGGAAAAUACGAGACUUAUACGAGAAUUUUUAAGUCCUGUGUUUCUGGACACCCUGUUUAACUUAAGUUUUAACAUAUGCAGUUUCUAUAAUUCAACGCCUAGGAUUUUACCAUUUUGAAGUAUUCGAAUUUCAGAACUAACGAAAUGUAGCAAUUCUUUGAAAAGCGAUGUGACUAUAAACUGAUCUCAAUAUUUUAAUCAACCGUCUAAUUUCUACCAGUUGUCGUGGAGUAGUUGGGUAGCUCUCUGUUGAAAACUUGAAUUCAAUAAAAAUUAUUUACUGCACAAGACAUACGUAUUUAUAAAAUACACGUAAUUAUUUUUCUAUCAUAAUUUGAAUAUCUCAAAAUCAAAGCACCGUGCUUCAAUAUUGUUUCUAUAGACAAUAGCACUGAGAUUUAAACAUAUUGAUGAACCAAAAAUUGGAUAUUUCCCAUUGCUUAUCAAAAAUACUUUUGUUAUAUGUGUAUAAGAAACCAUUGGUAACAAUACAUUGCAUUCAUUUUGUGUUUGUAAAUUCAAGAAAUGAAUUUAGAUGCAGAUAAAUCAUUUUCUCGCGUGAAUAUAAAUUAUUUACGAUCCAGUUAUAAGGCAUUUUAGCAUUAUAUUGUAAGCUCUACUCUGUCGUAAUUUGCUACUGUCCAUCAUCUCACUAACAUCUGUAAUGCAUAGGAUGUAAACUUAUACAGGCUGACUCUGCAUCUUAUCUCUUUUGUACAGAAUGUGUUUGAACGUUAACCGUGACUAGGGUCGCGUGUGGAAUUCGAGUUACACAAAAAUAUUUGCAACAGUGUUAAUGAGUAACUGAGUAUUUCUGCAAUAUCGAGUUCACUGCAUAUUAGCAACUUAAACUACUAUAUUUCUGAUUAUUUAUUAUACAAAGAGAAACAGACAAUGUAUGAAAUGUACGAUUUUUUUCGUUAGGGGUUGAUGUGUACACAAGGCUUGAUUAAAUGGACAUACUGUAAUAAUAAUAAUAAUAAUACUAAUAAUAUUAAUGUAGUGCAAUCAAUAUUGCGCACAGUAAAUGCACUGUUUUUAUAGACGUCGAAAAUGAAUGUUCCUUAAUAUGCAGUAAAUAUUUUAAGGUAAUGAUGGAAUUAAUUUCGGUUAAGUCUAAAGUCAAUACUUAACGCUUUAUUAAAUCAUCUUGAUACAGGGUGUUCAAACAAAAUUGUAACUGUCAACGAAAAGAAGAUGUAAUAGUCAAAUAAUCAAUGUUAUUCUAUCUGUAAUGGAAUCAAAAUUGAUGUUGAAUACCCUGUAACAUUAAGAGUGUAUAUUGCAAGUACAGAUCUCGCUUCACAUAUUGCAUUAUAUCACAAUUAAAUGCGAGCAUAAUUUUAAUGUAGAUUAUAUAUAAAGGCAUUACGUUAACGUACUAGUCAGAAUCUAUACAGUAAGUCGAAAACAGGGAAUGCGUAUUGCAUAGCUCGUCGUUUAUUUGUCAUGUUAGAAUUAAUUAAUGUGCACUGAAAAAUAUUUCUAUAAUUAUAUUGAAUGAGCUUAUAUGUGUAAAAGAAAAACAAAAGAAAAAAAAAUUAUCAACAACUAAAUGUACCUAAUUUAAGGAUUGAUGACAAGUAGGUGUUUUAUGGUAAUUCUUUGAGGUAAUAAAAUAAAAACAACAGAAUUUAAGAGAAAACAAGUACCAGGUAGAGUGCUGAAUAUUUCGAGGCUAGUAAUAUUCAAUUACAAUAUAUCACUGCCGUCAACACAUGAUCGAACUAUUCAAAGAUUUUAAAUCAUAUUGAGAAUUCUAAAAUUUAGUGCAGAUGGAUACUUAUUUCUAAUGAUGUUAAAAUAUCCAAUAUUAAUCUAAGCUCGGAGUUAAUCAAGACUUUAAUGAUGUAUUCACUAGACAAACUUUAUAGCCCAAAUAAUUUGAAAAAUCUUUUAGUGCAUUAUACAGCUGAUAUAUAAUGCAAUAUAGGUACAAUAAAUAGAUGAAUGAGAAUGUUCAGGUACAAUGCAAAGUAAACCUUGGAUAGUUAUAAUUUUGGUCAGUGAAUUAUUCCACGAUGUAUAAAAGUGUACAAGAUUCCUUAACCCUAUUUUUGAGCUUUUUGAGUAACAUAAAAUUAAAAAUAUAUAGUUUACAGAAUUGAUAUCUGGGCUGAUAAUUUGAUCAUUGAUAUCCAGCACUCUAUCCUUAUACUCGUUGUAUACAAAUUUGAGGUUUUAUAUUUUUCAUAAAAGCAAAGUGGCACAAGGUAAAAGUAGCUUAUUUCGAACCAAAUACUUCAAAUGACUCGAUAUCUAAUCAACCAAGUUUCCUAUGUUGUGGAAUAAAAUGGCCUUAAAUAUUCCCAAAGAUGAAAAAAAUGAGAGAAAAGUAGAUGAUAUAAAUAAAGUAACAAACAAUUGCUGUCCUACUAGAGUUGGGCCAGGGAAAGUCCAUUAUAAUAAAAUUGCUUUCUUUAUGACGUAUAGAAGAUAUUUUGAUACCUUUCAAUUUGCACAAGAAACUAAAAAUGCAUUCAUUACUGCUUAGAUAAGAUUAUAUGUAAGAAAAAAUAUAGCUCAAAAUAACAACUUAUGCAAAUAUAUAUACAAUAUAUAUAUACACAUGUAUGUAUAUGUAUAUAUUUAUAUAAUGUGAGAAAACUUAAGGAUCAUAUGAGGUGUGCGAUUCGCAAACAUUGAAUUACAUAAUAAAUAUAUGUUAAAAGUCA
Molecule: messenger RNA, 7734 nt
Organism: Neodiprion virginianus
Lineage: Eukaryota; Metazoa; Arthropoda; Insecta; Hymenoptera; Diprionidae
Gene: Rfx
Product: DNA-binding protein RFX2
Exons: 19
Coding region: 310-2985 (891 amino acids)
Biological process (GO): regulation of transcription by RNA polymerase II
Molecular function (GO): RNA polymerase II cis-regulatory region sequence-specific DNA binding; DNA-binding transcription factor activity, RNA polymerase II-specific
Source: RefSeq, a predicted model, not a curated record